Canariomyces notabilis is the source of this 2166-nucleotide messenger RNA. RefSeq lists its product as uncharacterized. The transcript is spliced from 2 exons. The coding region runs from base 1 to 2166 and encodes 721 amino acids. Lineage: Eukaryota; Fungi; Ascomycota; Sordariomycetes; Sordariales; Chaetomiaceae. The record is from RefSeq and is a predicted model, not a curated record.
AUGUCAUCUGUCAAUGGGGUUGCGGGCGCGGCCCCACGAACCCGGCGAGCCGUAUCCAAGCCGGUUGUCCCCGUGCUGCCCCUCAACUACCCGCAGCGCCCGGCUACCAAACAAAACUCGGCCCAAGCCGUACCCUUACCUCGGGGCCGUGACCAAGCUGGGCUCUCAGCGACCGAUGACAAGACAGGAACGCACCUCUCGCAGCGCCAAGAACAGUUGAUCGGAAAUGCUGCCGGCCUUGGCCCCAGCGUUGAAAACGGCAUCGAUCAUUCAGUGUCUUCUACCGCUUCAGCCAAGCCAGCUGUCAAGGCAGAGCCCUCAGAGCCAGACGUGACUCUUGAUGAACGCGCGAAAGACACGCCUAAGGUUUCUUCCGCUUUCCCUGACCGUCGCAUUGUGUCUCUUGCCCACCGAUUCCCCGCCGUCCAGAACCCCGCACCCGACGCCAUGACCACCCCCGGCCCGGUCCUUGAAGCACCCGUUCCCGCGCCGCACCCUGCGAUCAUGAAUCGGCCGACAUUCCACCAACCUCACCCUAGUAAUGGAAGCCUCAUCUUCGGGGCUUACCACGACUCCAACGCAUCUUCCCCUGCACCUCAUUCGGGCGGCAGCGGCUUUCCUCCUCCAGGCAUGUUGCCGUACCCGCAUGUGGCGCCUGUCGACGGGUAUGGGCGCCCUCUCCUUGUGUCGCAGAAUCUCGAUGGCUACCCCCCGAAUCUGAUUAACCAUCACGGGCCGCCCACUCCCCAUAGCUUCCAAGGAUCGCAAUCGUCGGCGCAGGCCGAGGAACAUGCCCUCAAUCCCUACCCCACCGUCAACGGCCAUAACGGAUACCCUGCGGACCCCAUGGGACAAGUCCCGGUGCCGCCGCCCGGCCCACCCAUGAACGGAACACUGCACGCCGUCGCUGGUUCGGUUUCAGCUUAUCAAUCUUUCCGCGAUCAAGACGAGUCAUUGGCAUUUUUGCGGCACGGCAUCUCCGACGACACGUUCAAUGACUGCACCCUCGAAGUUCGUUUCCCAGAAAGCUCAGAGUUUCAGGACCAUCCCGACUACCGGCAGCUCCACCGUGUAUUGAGAACCCACGGCCAUCGGUUCGUCUACUCCCGCAGCCCUACACUCGCUGGGGUGAUGAAGGCGCAGCGCACGAUGCCAGGCGGGGCCAUCUACCUCGAGCUUCACGACGAGUACAUGCGGCCAGAUGUAUUUUGGUAUUCCCUGCGCACUCUCUACGGCUGGAGCCUGGCUGACGGCAUCCUCCCCACCGAUAUGCGCCUUCGAGAUGCCCGUGACGAUUUGAAGACCGCCCUGUGCUACAUUGCGACUGCCCGCUACUUGCAGCUUGGAGGAUUGCACGCAGUUGCUGUCCAGCACGCAAGCCGCCUUCUCUUCUGGAAUACGAUUGAGCUGGCGGUAAAGUUCGCUUCUCGGAUGGUAGCCGUGCCACCGCGGAAUGCGGCCUUCAACGCGCCGGAGUUCCUCGGUCGAAUCGUGUUGUUCAUUGUGCACAAUUUUCCCGUUGACUUCGUCCUUGACGUCAAUGCUAGCGAUUCCGGCUUCCCUCGCCUCCCCCCUGCUAGCCUCCCGACUCGUGAUCCCAACGCGCCCACCAUAGCUCACGGCACAUCCCGCGGGGUUCAUAGUCGGCAAUCUUCCAAUACUCAGGCCCAGAUGCCACGAAACCCCCGUGUAUCCGCCAACCCUCGAUUGUCUCAGAUCAAAUUCGGGGACAUAUCGCCGUCAAAGAACGGAUGCGAGCCCAGUGAGUCCUCUGAGGACGCCCGAUCACCGCGGGUUUCAACUCCGAACGACGCGAUCCUCUCGCGGAUCCUUCUCAACCUGCCCUUUGAGCUUUUGAAGCAGAUUUUGGAGCAUCCGCAUCUGGGCAAGUCAUCUGGAGACUUUAGCCCGUCUUCUCGGCAAAGCUUAAUCGCGGAUAUCAUCGCCGAGAGGGAGUAUAGACGCUUAAAAGCCCUAGAGAAGGCAGACCCACGCCUCCGGGCGUACCAAGAACGAGUCGAGUCCGAGCCAUCCCCUCCGAGCGUGGAGAAUAUGGAUGAUUACUGGGUGAGCAACAUGGGCUUUAAGGAAGAGGUGUUUUCCGGAGACCUGCCAUACCUUGUUCGGACCUGGACAAGAGGCAGCCCGGCCAGUCUCGGCGCUUGA